AACUGACUUAUAUAUAAACAUUUAUAUUAUGAUUUAUAAUCAGUUUUAAUUUUUAAGAGGGAAAGUAAAGGCCAGAUUUUUGUUUAUAACAUACAUAUAUAUAUAGUUUUUUAAAACUGGUUAUUUUAACUGAUUUAUAUAUAUAAACAUUUAUAUUAUGAUUUAUAAUCAGUUUUUAUUUUAUUUUUAAGAGGAAAAGUAAACACCAGAGGUCUUUUUGAGUAAGAGCUUUCCACAUAGAACGAAUACUCUCUUUAAAUGUUCAGCAAGAGGAUUCAGCUGGUGUGACUUCAAGGCUCCCCUGAUGUAGGACCCACAGUGGCGGUGGUACUAAUCUGACCGUAGACUAUUACAUGUCAUCUUUCUUUAUCUGUCUGUCAAAAGAAGUCAUUUUAAAAAUCAGCUGCUUUCUAGCAUCACGUUGAUUAACUUUUUUCUUACCAAGAUUCCUUUCUUGAAAGACAUUUGUCCAGGAAGGUGGGAUAGAACAGAAUAAAAUUAAAACUUAGGCCUUUAUGGGAGAAAACUCCUUUUUAAGCAGGAGUCUAUAUGUGUUCUUGCCUGGAGAAUCCCAGGGACGGCAGAGCCUGGUGGGCUGCCAUCUGUGGGGUCGCACAGAGUCAGACACAACUGAGGUGUCGCGGCGGCGGCGGCGGCAGCAGCUAUAUGCAAUGCUUAGAUAUUAGUCAUUUUCUAAACUUCCUUUGAAAGCCGUUUAUCUAAAGUGACCACAAUCAUGACUUUCUUGACAGUUCCAGUCCCACUUUUUAAAAAAUGACAAGGUGUAUCUCCAUUUCAAUCAUUUUGAAAAAGGCCUUUUUAUGCAGAAAAAAUGAAAAGUCCGAUGACCGAAAUGUUCUUGUACCAUUGAUGGUGGUGGUGGUUUAGUCGCUAAGUCAUGUCCGACUCUUGCAACCCCAUGGGCUAUAUAUAGCCCACUAGGUUCUUCUGUCCAUGGGAUUUUCCAGGCAGGAAUACUGGAGUGGAUUGCCAUUUCCUUCUCCGGGGGAUCUUCCCGACCCAGAAAUCGAACCCAGGUCUCCUGCAUUGCAAGUUUCAUUCAGAUUGUUUAGAGUUUCACAACAAAAAAUUUCAGAUUUUCCAAAAUAUUGUAGUUCCUGCAUUAAGACUGCCAUUCAUGAGUUAUGGUCGGAUUAGUUUUAUCAUCAUUGGUCAAGUUUGAUUUACCCUAUUUCUUUUUUGUUAGUAAUUUUAUGUUUUUUGAAUUGGAGGAUAAUUGCUUUGUAAUGUUGCAUUGGUUUCUGCCGUACAACAGUGUGAAUCAGCCGUAAGGAUACGCAUGGCCCCUCCCUUCUGAACCUCCCGCCCACACCCUACCCCAUCCCACCACUCUAGGCUCUCACAGAGCACCAGGCGCUCCCUGCGUUAUACAGUAGCUUCCCACUAGCUAUUCUACUAGCUUACCCUAUUUCUAUAAGGGCUGGAAAUAAGGAAGGACACAUUGGCUCUGAAGAUGACAGAUACAGGAUUAAGUUACAAAAGCACAAAAUAAAUUGCCACUGAAAAAGCCAAGCUUCUCUUCCUCUGCUAUCACUUAAGGACUUGGGAGGUAGCAGGCUCUCUGAGUGGAGGUUCAGGUAGUUUGCUUGGAAAAGUUAGAGUGGUGAUAAUAAACCAGGGACUGUAGAAGUCUAGGCCAUUAGACUUGUAAAAGAAAUUUUUCUCACUUAUUAAAUCCUCUAAUUCUUAGAGAAUAACAUUGAUGAUCCCUGUCGUGUCCAACUCUUUGCAACCCCAUGGACUAUAGCCCACCAGGUUCCUCUGUCCGUGGGAUUCUCCAGGCAAGAAUACUGGAAUGGGUUGACAUUCCCUUCUCCAGGGGAUCUUCCUGACCCAGGGAUCGAACCCAGAUCUCCUGCAUUGCUGGCAGAUUCUUUACCGCCUGAGCUACCAGGGAAGCCCAUUGAUGAAUCCAAAGAAUGUUAAUGACUUGAAGAAGUGAUGGUUUGAAAUACUAAACUUAACAUGGAAAUAGCUGCCAUGUCCUUGUUGAUGCAGAGAAACUGCAAUAGACCUAAGAAAGGAUUUUUUUUUUUACAAAAGGAUUAAAGGAUGGAGGAGAGACGUCCUCUGCAGAAGAGCAAGCGCUUGGGUUCCAUAGCCCAGGCAUAGCAGCUGACUUAGUAACUGCAUUCAAGUAUCUGUUGAGCAAUUAUGCAGAUGGUGUACCUCAGGGCUUCUCUACCACCCAGAAGGGAAAACACUAUAGGAAGACUUGCUGGAUGUAAAGAAGAGCUUCUUAAAAAUAAGGGUUAUCAACUCUGUUAUCAAAGGGACUCUGAAAAAGCAGCUCUAAGUGGCCUUAAGUCCCAGAAGAGUGGUCCUUCCUGGGCUGGGCAGUCAGGGCUGUGCCCACUUCCCUCGCCUUGGGGGCUUCCAUCUGACAUUCCUCCCCAGUAGGAUGACACCCAGUUUGCACUCAUUUGAGGGCUGUGUAGACAGCCCUAAGAAUAACCCUGCAAGUUCUUAUCUUUCAAAUUUUUCUUCAUUUCUGUAUUCAAACUUAACAUGGCUUUCAUUAUUGGUUGUGUGAAAAGCACAAAAGAUAAUUGUGUCCUCCCAGCCAGCUAGGCAUAUGCAAAGUGUAUUUGUUUAAAAACACGUAAACAGAAGAUAUUCAUCUUAGAGGCAAGAUAUUUUUCUAGAUAAAUUACUCAUUUGAUCUUACCCAUUCAUUUAAUGUAUCUCACUUUAAAUUAAUUAAACAGUAAUUUGCCAGUUUUAGAAAGAGGUCUAAUUAUUUCUAAAAGAAGGUAUUUAACUUAAUUUUUUUAAGUGACAUCUGAAAGUAAUAUUAUUUGUGUCAGAAGGGUAAUGGAACUUUGAUUUAGUGACCCUAAGCUUAGUUGGAUUUUUUUUGUCAAUCUCAGUGAUAUAAGUGUUGUUUUGGAAAAAUAAUAUAAUGACCCCUGAUUUUUAAUGAACCAUCUUUUUUCUUUAUCUAUGGUGGUCGAACCCUAAGUAAAUCUAUUUUGCUACCAAUGUAUGAACAAUUAAGAAAAUUAGGAGUUGGAAAUAUAAUGAGCUAGUAAUGGGAUCAUAUUCUUAGAAUAUAAUGUAUGUUUAAUGUAAAGUGUGAAUUUCAUUACCAGUUGUUUCACAUUUCAAAUGUUUGAGUUCAUAGCAGACGAGGCCACAAUGCUCCAAAGAAGCAAAUGAUAGCAAACCCUCCUGAACUUUGUAAAACAGACAAACCCACACAUAGAGCCCAUGGAAUGGAGGGUAGAUGGAUAAGAUGUGAAGGGUGUCGGGUACAUCUUCUGUCCACAGAUAUGUCCCAUGGCAGCCUUUUUGUGAUGCAGUCAUAGGCCUAGUCCAUAUCAGGGGAAUAGUGAAAGUGUUAGUGGCUCAGUUGGGUCUGACUCUUUGCAACCCCAUGGACUGUAGCUCACCAGGUUCCUCUGUCCAUGAAAUUUUCCAGGCAAGAAUACUGGAGUGGGUUGCCAUUUCCUUCUCCAGGGUAUCUGCCCGAUCCAGGGAUUGAACUCUGGUCUCCCACAUUGUUGGUGGAUUCUUUACCGUCUGAGCCACCAGGGGAAUAUUCUUUUGUGGUUAUUUGAAUACUGAGAAUUUCCACAUUCUCUAACCACAGUGCAAUACAGGUUAGCACUUACACAUUGCCAGUGCUGUCCCCUUUUUUAAGGUGACAGGCAGUUUUACUGGUUAUAUAAGCUUAGCACAAUCAACCCUCCCUAUUCAUGGAUUCCCGAUUGUGUACAUUCACAUACUCAGUGAAAUUUAUUGUGAUCCUAAAAUACUAAACAUUUUCAUGAUAAUUUGCAGACAGGUGCAAAGUGGUAAAAAAAUAAAUAGUUACUCAAGGCAUUCCCAGAUAAGGUUGAACAGGUAGCAAGUUUCAGGUCUCAUACUGUAAGCAGGUGUCCUUUUCACAGCCUAUUGAGUACCCUAUUGUUGCUUUUUUGUGUUCUUGUUGGUGAUUUUCACUGUCUAAAAUGACCUCCAGGCAUAGCACUGAAGCACUCUCUAGUUCCCCAGUACAGGGAGGCUGUGAUGUGCCCUAUAGGAAAAAUGUGUGUCAGGUAAGCUUUGUCCAGGAUUAAGUUACAGUGCUGCUGACUGUGAGUUUGAUGUUAAUGGAUCAAUAAUAUAUAUUAAAGAAGUGGUCUUUAAACAGAAACACACAUAAAACAAGGUUAUGCAUUGAUCAGUUGAUGAAAAUUUCAUGACCAGAGGCACCCAGGAACCUGACUCUGUCUUUCCUCUAGGAGCCGUGGUUCAGCACUCACUAAUUGCAUGUUCAUUGAUUCAGUAUUCACUAGUCCAGUGUUCACGGAUUCAGUGUUCACGACAACUUUGUAGACCAUAAUUGUCAUGAAUACCUAGAAUCAACUCUCUUUAUGGAUUUUUCUGCUUUUUUGUCCAGGUUUACUUUUGCUAUUCAGGUCUCAGAUGGCCCUUAAAUUGGGCCAAAAAAAAAAAAAAAUGCAUUCACCAUGGAUCAUCUAUAAAUGCUAGAGAGAAUCAUCUUUAUUCCCUGAAUCUGACUUCUGUGACUUUCCAUUUAGACCUUGGAGUGCAACUCUGGAUGCAUAUUCCAAUCACCUACAAGACUUUUAAACUACUGAUACCUGGGUUCUGCAUCAGAGUCUGAUUUAAUUAGAGGUGCACCUCACACAUUACUCUUACUUAAAAGCUCUCCACAUAAUUGUAGUGCACAACCAAGUUUGAGAACCCCCAACCCAAGCAGAAAUGAAAGUCACAGCUCCGUAGAGACCCUUAUGAGCAAGUAACAGCUCUGUGAAUUUUGCAGGCCACUGUAGGGCCUUGUGUCCCAAUUAUGACACAGACAUGAAUGUUUAAGUAACUAAAUGAAAUAGAAUGUGCAUCUGACUCUGUCUUAAAAGUGAAGUCGCUCAGUUGUGUUCGACUCUUUGAGACCCCAUGGACUAUAGCACACCAGGCUCCUCCAUCCAUGGGAUUUUCCAGGCAAGAGUACUGGAGUGGGUUACCAUUUCCUUCUCCAGGGGAUCUUUCCUACCCAAGGAUCAAACCCUGGUCUCCCGCAUUGCAGGCAGACUCUGUCUUAACCCCUAGUAAAUGUCUCGAUCAUCAGCUUUUCUUUAUCGAUACAUCUUCACUUCUCUUUAGUCAAACUCACUGGGUUGGAGUUGAUCAUACAUAGGAUUAAUGGUAGCAUUUGUCCCCUCAUGUUACCCUUUUCUGUUAUAGGGUAGGCACAGUUCUGAAUGCAGACCAUGUGGACAUUUUUAAUUAUAGACACAGACGUUUUUAAAAUUAGUUGAUGUCAGAUAACAGGAUAUGCUGAAAACCACUGUUUUCCUGCUGCUGGGUCUUUUUUUUUAAGCUUUCAUCCUAGGAAAAACAUUUAGCUCAGUGAUUAUAAUUAGAAGCCUAGUCUUGGUAUUCUGAAAAGUACCUAUAAUUUCAACCUUUCCUUCCUGUUUCUUAUUUCUGUUGGAAAAAGAGGCUCUGAUUGAAAGUUUAAAGCAUAAAUCCACAUUUAAUGAUUCCACAGGGUACAUUUUGUCUCUUCCAAUAUCUUUCUCCAAAAUGGGGCAGGACAGGAAUUUUUUUUCCCCUUCAAAAUGUCUUCUUUGUUCCUUAUUUAAAAGGAGCGUCUGAGAGCAGUGCUAUCAGAAUCUGUCAGCAGGCCCUUCUGGAGAACAUUCCAGAUGCUCCUCUAUAACCUCUUGCAGGAAAAUGAUUAGAGUACUGAAAGCUUUGUAAACACAUACAUAGGAAUUUUAAAUACCUCUGAUAAAAUUAUACUGCUUAACAAACAGCAAGUUUUAUUUUCAAAGUUCCAUUCAUCUAGAUACUUUGAACUCUGUUAUUAUUUUUAAAUUGCUUUACCCAAAUGUCCUUUCUGUCACUAUUCUGUGGAGUUUCAUUAGCUACCGAGCCUGUGCAGAGAGACAGGCUCAGUAAUUAAUGUAUUGUCCCUUGAAUUAUGCCUUUUUAAUACUAAAGAAAGAAAUAAAAAUAGACAAAAGGAAAACACACAUAUGUAAUGUUUUUCUUAAGUUUAUAUGUUAAAGACAAAUACGAUUUGAAAUACUUAAUUCUUCACCAAGAUAUUCUGAAGCUAACUUUUCAGAAUUACCAUGUUAUAGAAGUUCAAAAAAGCUAUAAUCUUGAGUAUAUUUUGUGUUUAUUUGUAGAAUAAAGACCUCAAGCUAGGCUGGGUUUUUCAGAUUAGUAGGUAAUACAAUGAUCCGUGUGUAUUUCCUUCCUCUGUAUCAGGCAGCUCUUUAGUGCAGAGUAUGAUCAAGAAUUUGUCCAAAAUGGAAGGGAGGAUUUAUUCCUAGCUUUUUUUUUUUUAAUCUUAGCGUUUUCAUUUGAAUACUCAUUUCCACAGUAUUGCAGAUGACAGCCAUAUAAACACUUAUUGAGACUCCAGGAAGUCCUUUAUUCCACUCUUGCAUGUUCUGUGUUUGUAGAAACGAGAAAUGUUUGAGUUCUAAAAACACCGGAGAGUCACAGAAUAAUCUGUUACACUUUGGAAGUAAUUAUUCAACUUUGAGAUUAAUUUUCCAAAUUAACAGACAAUAAUUCUUCUGGAAAAGAAAAAGAAUGACUAUUAUAUGUGUAGCACAAGAAACGAGCUCUCUUCCUAACUUGCUUUUUUGGAAACUGUCUGCUUCCUCCUCUCCCACCCAACCCCCUUUAUUCAAACAGACUGAAGAAGAAAGGGAGAUUUCUGAAAAGGUUCUAUUUUUGCAGCAAGGAAGCUCUCCAUUCUUUGAGUCUCAGCCCAGUGUGAUACAGAAAAUUCAGGAAGGAGACUCAGCAAUCUCUGUGGUUACCUCUCGUCAAAUCAUUUUCCAGAAAACUGUCCCAUCGACCCUAGAGGGCACAGAGGAUUGGGUUAUUGUAGACAAAGUGCCCACUGAGGUAGCUGAUGGUGAUUCGAAAAAGACUGUGACGUACAAGGUGGUGACCUUGAGCAGUAGAACUGGUGACAUCCCCGCCGACCUCUUAGGAUCAAGCACCAUGGAAGUGCAGAGCUUCGAAGACUUGGCCCAAGAAAUGCACUUGAAGGAAGAGAACAAGCAGAAGAUAUACACGCUCGGAAAGUCCUACGACACCGUGUCUGGAAAAAUUGUCACGAUGACCGGAAGAGGCAGAGAAGGCGAGAAGGUGGUGUCGCCCUCCACUGUGGAGCGGGGACUGGCCGAGUCCAUAAAGACCCCCCUCGUCCUGGCCGAGUUCGAGGUCCUGGGAGCUGUAGCCGAGGACAGGGCCAGGAGGGGGGCCGAGGUCCACACCCCGAAGAGGAGGCUGUCAGAGUCGCUGGCCCCCAUCAAGGAAGCCGAGUCCCGACGGCAGAGCCCGGAGGACGAUGCUGUGGGGAAAGCCCAGGUGCCCGGGAGGGAUGCUGGCCUGGAGGGCCCGCGACUAGGCCGAGCGGAGCCCGAGGCCUUGAAGGUGGGGCCCUUUGGUCCCCGCAGGAAGAGCCUGUCUGAGUGGAGGUACUCGCAGGAACCGGCUGUCACCGUCGCCACUGCCCGUUAUGUCGUCACCAAGUCGGCCGCGUCCCGAGUCGUGGUAACCGGGGCCGCCUUUGGGCCGCCGUUUCCGAUUCCAGCAUGACUGUUUGCAGAGGCAGCCCUUCCACCCCAGCCUUUCCGUUUCUCUGGCUGUUUGGCUUAUGUUGAGAGCCGCCAACCCGAGCUUUUUGGUUGUUUUCAUGGUUAAAGUCACCACGCGGUCCGACGUGCGCCUUGAGACACCUGCCGUUUUAUUUCAGCUCUUGUCCCCGAGGUGGGGUGGUGCUGCCGGCCUUGCGGGGCCAGGAAAGGAUCUGCUUCACCCAGCACCGCCCCAACCCAGGAACUCUCUCCGCUUUCCCGAACCAGAGCCCCUGCUCACCCCGAUGACUGGCUGUUUUGAGUUCCCCUCCCUUUCUGUAGCUCCCGCCAUCCCUCACCCUGGGUCCCACGCCCACCAUUGUGUCUCACCGGCUGUGAAUGUGUACAUGCCCACGUGUGUCCCGACCACUGUGCCUGACUCUCCAUUUCUCUGUUC
Messenger RNA from Dama dama (fallow deer), 8031 nucleotides. RefSeq lists its product as uncharacterized. The transcript has 3 exons. The record is from RefSeq and is a predicted model, not a curated record. Bases 6577 to 7596 code for a protein of 339 amino acids. Lineage: Eukaryota; Metazoa; Chordata; Mammalia; Artiodactyla; Cervidae.